AUAAGUCGAAAACUGUUCAAAAUUAAGUCGUCUGUUGGACCUAGUAUUAGUAUAUAUCUCCGGGGGGCAACAUCAAUUGCACACUUCACUUUGUAAGACUAAUUUAUUGGCACCGUAUUCCCAAAAGGUGGGACUAUACCAUAAAAAGGCAUUUCGCAAGAUAAUGAGUGCAUGUUAUUUUCUGUGUUCACUUACAAAAUCACCGAACUGUAUUGCAGAUAUAAAAUAACCGAUAGCUCACACAGAAAUUGUUCGGUCUGUUCAUAGGACAAUAUUGGGGCGUUACUAUGCCAACGGAUAUUAUCAAUACUUUAUUUUUCUAUUCUUAGACUGGAAUCGGAAAUUCGGAUUUUCUUCCAUAUGAAGAACAAAGUCUUGUUCUAAGAGAGAUAUUGGACGAUAACAUACUUAAUUGACAGAUCGGUUUCAAUUUAUGAUGCAAAUCUGGAUGGAUAUGGAAUUUACGUAACGCUGUCUGUUCAGCUGCUUCUUGUUUAAACAAAAGGAAGAUAUUACUUGGAUAUUUUUUUCAAAGUCUGCUCAAGGGGCAAGAAUAUAAUAAAUUUACUUUACACAAAAUGUUUACGUUUUGUGCUUAAAACUAAACACGAAUCUUUGAAGUGAUAGGAGUUCUUGAACUACAAAUUUAUGGUGACAUUGUGAAAUAAUAUACAAAUACGGAUCUGUGCCAUCAUGUCAUAGAGAAUGGAGAUGACAUAACUCGCCACCUGGUGUUUUGGAAAAAAUGUAACAUCAAACAGUUGAAGUAAAGACAGAAGACCAUAUAUGCCAUCAAGAUUUUCUGAUUCUUUGAAAUCGAAAAUUGCAAAGAAUUUCUGCAACAAGCUGAACUUGAGCCAGUCACAAAUUUAAAAUGUAAAUCGUAUUAUACCGCAGAUAUCUAUCAGCGGAAAGACAAAUCAGUAGACGCUAUAAUAUAAAGGAAUGCUUAGACAUUCUGUCUGAAGAUGGACGAAAGUGAAAGUGCGCACAAGAAGAGAUAGGAGUUGUUAAAGCGUGUUUAAUGGUAACCUCAGUGUUUUCCGAUGUGAAACGUACCUUGUAAAUAAGGAAUGAGACCUGUAGUUGAAGGAUUUUAUAUAUAACCUCUGAUUUAGACACGGUGAAAAAUAAGGAAUAUAAAAAAGCAAAAAACAGCGCGAUAAUGAAAGACCAGGAAGUGGUGUUUAAAUGAUAACCUUUCAAACAGAUAUAUAAUCAUGAUAUUGUAAAAACAAUAUUAAACCCUUAUAUUAGACGUAAUGUUAUACGUGACACGGAUGAGAACGAAAACUGAAAUUUAUCAGGAUUAAACUUAGGAGCUGUAAUUUGGAUGCUAACUUUAUUCGAAAUAAUGUUUUGAACGUAUUCCUUGCACUUGUUAUUCAAUGGAGUUUCAGUAUACGGAUUAAGUUGAAUGCAAAACUAACUGAUGAGUGGAAAUGAUUAAGUAGUUCAAAUUGUCCGACGGGAGUCCAGCGCAACGUAUAUAUAGUGUUGAAAGCAAGAGGAAAGUGAAAUUUUCUGAAAUAUGACACAUAUAUUUUACUUUAACAUGUCAUCAAAUUUAAAACGAACUAAAUUUUAUUUCCUCAUAAUAGCAAUUUUAAGUUUUGUGAUUAUUUUAGUUUCCUACAACUGGAACAUAACGGAGAAUAUUUAUAGAAUAUCUAGCGAAAUUUCCCAAGUCAGAAUAGCCAAACUGCAGUCGCCCGAUAUCAGAAUAACAGAAUCACCCGAUGUCAGAAUGACAGAACGAACGUUAGCGAACUUUCAUGAGGAUGCAACUAGAACACUUACCGCGGACCAUAUCAGAAAGACUAAAAUGAGAAGCGAAACAGGAAAGGAAAGCGGUGAGGAAAACGAUUAUUUAAAGCUUAAAUCAACAAUACAUGUACACAAAAGGAAUGAAACCAUAAUCAAAAAGAAAUAUGUUGAGACAAUGGAAGAUAGCGUGAAAGAUAUACGACCGGACAGUAAUAGGAAUUCGACAUUUACUCAAAUCAUUGUAUUUGAUAAUGACGAUCUCAGAACCAAAAAUUCUAGUGAAACUUCUGAAGCAGGAAGACAGGUAGAUGUUUCUCAGACUAAAAAUGAAACAGCUAAACCAUCAAACUCUGUGAUACAUGACAAUCAAAAACUGAUCUCAGAAAGUGUUGUUCAAAAUACUUUGUCAAAUGAAACAGACUUCAAUUUUGAGAAGUUUAAAAAUAGCAAGGAAGAGACGCGGCAAGUUUUAAAUAAAAUACACAAACUUAAAGAAGAGCUAACAGGAGAUCAUAAAAGUUCUACUGUAAUACACAGUAAAAAGACACGUGUCACGCGACCAAAACACCAUGUCACUAGAAUUAAAGAUAAUGGCCAGUUGCCGACAGAAAGGGACAUCAACACGUUUAAACGCAUUAAAAGCCGACUUCAAAAUCUGGGAUUAAUAAACAGUGCGUUUUUGAUGCCGCAUAAUCACCAGGAUACACAUAAUAGCUACAACCUCGAUUCAGAUGUAACUAGUCGUCCAGAUGUAUGUGCUGGAUGUUUCGAAAAGAAUUUUAGAAAGAUAAUAAAUGAACCAAACUUGUGCGAUGGUGAUGUUGAACUUCUGUUUAUGAUAGCAUCAACUGUUGCAAGGAAGGAUUCUAGAAAUGCUAUACGAAAAACUUGGUGUGGUGGUUGCAAUAAACCGGACUCAAAAAUGAAGUUAGUGUUUGUAUUCGGAAACAGGCAUGAUUCCGAUGAAAACGAAAACCUGCUAGAAGAAAGUGAAGAAUUUCAUGACAUAAUUCAAAUGGACUUUGUUGAUACCUAUGCAAAUUUGACCUAUAAAACUAUGUCUUCAUUGCUGUGGAGUGAAGAUUACUGUAAGCAGGCAAAAUAUGUCAUGAAAACUGAUGAUGACAUGUACAUUAAUACAGAAUUACUUCCCCUGUUACUCAAAGCGGCUCCUAGUGAAAAAUUCAUAGGGGGUAUGUGCUGGGGACCUAGUUCUCCACACAGAGAUUCGAACUCGAAAUGGUACGUUUCUUUCGUACAAUAUCGACAUAGUCUGUUCCCCUCUAUGUGCAGUGGAACCGGAUAUGUAAUGUCACGUGAUGUUGUUUCCGGAGUACUUCGACAAUCACCAAAUGUGCCAUUUUUCUAUCUUGAGGACGUGUAUGUUGCAAUAUGUGUUAAGAAAUUAGGAAUACAUCCAGUUUUACUGGAUGGAUUUAAAAACACUCGAGUUGACUUUGAUCCGUGUACCUACAGAAACCAAAUAAUAACGGCACACGAACUAAAUGCCGACGUUUUAGACUAUGUAUGGACAGAAAGUAGAACAUGCCCAAAAGUUGAUCUCACGCCAGAAAUGGUAUAUAGACCAAUCCCCGUGUAGAUAGCCAAAUUACUGCGCAUUAAUUCCUUAAAAAUGACAUUAACUAGUAAGGUUAUUGAAAUACCUUCUAUGUAGUAUAGAGAGGACACAAACUGCCUACAUUUAAGCUAGUCAGAUUUCAUUUGUUUUGUAAGCUCACCUGUCACAAAGUGACAAGGUGAGCUUUUGUGAUCGCGCGGUGUCCGUCGUCCGUCGUCCGUGCGUGCGUCCGUGCGUGCGUGCGUGCGUCCGUUAACUGUUGCUUGUGACCACUCUAGAGGUCACAUUUUUCAUGGGAUCUUUAUGAAAGUUGGUCAGAAUGUUCAUCUUGAUGAUAUCUAGGUCAAGUUCGAAACUGGGUUACGUGCCGUCAAAAAACUAGGUCAGUAGGUCUAAAAAUAGAAAAACCUUGUGACCUCUCUAGAGGCCAUAUAUUUCACAAGAUCUUCAUGAAAAUUGGUCAAAAUGUUCACCUUGAUGAUAUCUAGGUCCAGUUUGAAACUGGGUCACGUGCCGUCAAAAACUAGGUCAGUAGGUCUAAAAAUAGAAAAACCUUGUGACCUCUCUAGAGGUCAUAUAUUUCAUGAGAUCUUCAUGAAAAUUGGUCAGAAUGUUCAUCUUGAUGAUAUCUAGGUCAAGUUCAAAAUUGGGUAACGUGCCGUCAAAAACUAGGUCAGUAGGUCAAAUAAUAGAAAAACCUUGUGACCUCUCUAGAGGCCAUAUUUUUCAUGGGAUCUGUAUGAAAAUUGGUCAGAAUGUUUAUCUUGAUGAUAUCUAGAUCAAAUUUGAAACUGGGUCACGUGCCGUCAAAAACUAGGUCAGUAGGUCAAAUAAUAAAAAAAACCUUGUGACCCCUCUAAAGGCCAUAUUUUUCAUGGGAUCUGUAUGAAUAUUGGUCUGAAUGUUUAUCUCGAUGAUAUCUAGGUCAAGUUCGAAACAGGGUCAUGUGUGGUCAAAAACUAGGUCAGUAGGUCAAAUAAUAGAAAAGCCUUGUGACCUCUCUAGAGGCCAUACUUGUGAAUGGAUCUCCAUAAAAAUUGGUCAGAAUGUUCAACUUGAUGAUAUCUAGAUCAAGUUUGAAACUGGGUCACGUGCCAUCAAAAACUAGGUCAGUAGGUCAAAUAAUAGAAAAACCUUAUGACCUCUCAAAAGGCCAUAUUUUUCAUGGGAUCUGUAUGAAAGUUGGUCUGAAUGUUCAUCUUGAUGAUAUCUAGGUCAAGUUCGAAACUGGGUCACGUGCGGUCAAAAACUAGGUCAGUAGAUCUUGAAAUAGAAAAACCUUGUGACCUCUCUAGAGGCCAUACUUGUGAAUGGAUCUCCAUAAAAAUUGGUCAGAAUGUUCACCUUGAUGAUAUCUAGGUCAAGUUUGAAACUAGGUCAUGUGCCUUAAAAAACUAGGUCAGUAGGUCAAAUCAUAAAAAAACCUUGUGACCUCUCUAGAGGCUAUACUUUUCAUGGGAUCUGUAUGAAAGUUGGUCUGAAUGUUCAUCUUGAUGAUAUCUAGGUCAAGUUUGAAACUGGGUCAACUGCGGUCAAAAACUAGGUCAGUAGGUCUAAAAUUAUUAAAAUCUUUUGACCUCUCUAGAGGCCAUAUUUUUCAAUGGAUCUUCAUGAAAAUUGAUCUGAAUGUUCACCUUGAUAAUAUCUAGGUCUGUUUUGAAACUGGGUCACGUGCGGUCAAAAACUAGGCCGGUAGGUAUAAAAAUAGAAAAACAUUGUGACCUCUCUUGAGGCCAUAUUUUUCAUGAGAUCUUCAUGAAAAUUAGUGAGAAUGUUCACCUUGAUGAUAUCUAGGUAAAGUUCAAAACAGUUUCAGUACUUUCGAAAACUAGGUCAAUAGGUCAAAUAAUAGAAAAACCUUGUGACCUCUCUAGAGACCAUAUUUUUCAAUGGAUCUUCAUGAAAACUGGUCAGAAUUUUUAUCUUUAUAAUAUCUAGGUCAAGUUCAAAACUGGGUCACAUGAGCUCAAAAACUAGGUCACUAUGUCAAAUAAUAGAAAAACGACGUCAUACUCAAAACUGGGUCAUGUGGGAAGAGGUGAGCGAUUCAGGACCAUCAUGUCCUCUUGUUAUUUUUCGUAUGGUGUUAAAGUCGGUGUUACAUUUGAUAUAUAGACCGAUUUAAUAGAAUACGUUAUUCCAGUGUAAUAAAAUACAAGCUUUUUGCCGGCCAAGGGCUUAUGUUUUUGACUUUUGACCGGCAAUCAAUCAGUUUAUCAGAAUAUAUUAAAAAUGAAUGUCAUA
Molecule: messenger RNA, 5590 nt
Organism: Mercenaria mercenaria
Lineage: Eukaryota; Metazoa; Mollusca; Bivalvia; Venerida; Veneridae
Exons: 2
Coding region: 1532-3367 (611 amino acids)
Cellular component (GO): membrane
Molecular function (GO): hexosyltransferase activity
Source: RefSeq, a predicted model, not a curated record